CGAGGACGCCAAAUGAUAUUCAGCUCUGCUAGCGGGACAAGCUGACUUACUUUGCAAGAAAGACUUACAGCAGCCGUCACUCCAUAAAUGUGCACCGUCCGCCCGCCUGCACACUGCAGAGGCGCUCGACCUGGCUGUUUUACGCACAACGCAACUCCUGCAUUGCCGGCAUUGAAACUUUCCUCAGCGGUUGUUUUCAUGAAGAGCGACAAGCUUUCGUCAAGGAAUUAAGGGAGACUACUUUUUUUUGUAUUGCUUUUCUGAAAAUAUCGAGGAUGCCUCGCCCAGGGAGAAACACGUACAGCGACCAGAAGCCACCUUACUCCUACAUCUCCCUCACUGCCAUGGCGAUCCAGAGCUGCCCGGAGAAGAUGCUGCCUCUCAGUGAAAUUUACAAGUUCAUCAUGGAUAGAUUCCCUUACUAUAGAGAAAACACUCAGCGGUGGCAAAACUCUCUGCGACACAACCUGUCCUUCAACGACUGUUUCAUUAAAAUCCCCCGGCGCCCAGAUCAGCCAGGCAAGGGCAGCUUCUGGGCUCUGCACCCCAGCUGCGGGGACAUGUUUGAGAAUGGAAGUUUCUUGAGACGCCGCAAAAGGUUCAAACUGUUGACUUCAUCUGAUCAUUUGGCCCCGAGUAAGCAGUCGGAUGCUGCCCAUUACCUCCAGCAGCAAGCUAAACUGAGACUGAGCGCCCUGGCAGCCACUGGCACACACCUUCCCCAAAUGUCAACUUACAACCUCGGAGUGUCUCAGUCCUCAACUUUUAAGCAUCCGUUCGCCAUCGAGAACAUCAUCGCCAGAGAGUACAAGGUCCCGGGGAGUCUGGCGUUCUCCACCAUGCAGUCCAUGUCUGCCGGGUACCCGCUCCACAACCAGCUGACGACCGCCUGGCCCCACAUGUACAACACCAGCAUGAUUGACACGUCGGCCCCAAUCUCCAUGGCGAGCGGCGACUACAGCGCCUAUGGCAUGCCCAUCAAGUCCCUGUGUCACGGGGGUCAGUCGUUACCGGCCAUCCCUGUGCCAAUCAAGCCCACCCCGACCUCCAUGGCCGGUUUCUCGGCGUUACCUCCACACAUCCCCGCGUUUCUAUCAAACUCUCCACAGUCUCUGAGCCCGACGUCCCCACAGACAGCAACGAGCCAAAGCAGCCCUGCAACCCCGAGCGAGACUCUGACGAGCCCCUCCACACUGCAGUCUGUGGCUGUGCACUGA
Messenger RNA from Perca flavescens (yellow perch), 1217 nucleotides. It is a transcript of the gene foxb1a, whose product is annotated as forkhead box B1a. The record is from RefSeq and is a predicted model, not a curated record. Bases 276 to 1217 code for a protein of 313 amino acids. NCBI's taxonomy places the organism in Eukaryota, Metazoa, Chordata, Actinopteri, Perciformes, Percidae. Gene Ontology annotation, biological process: regulation of transcription by RNA polymerase II; cell differentiation; anatomical structure morphogenesis. The transcript has a single exon. Gene Ontology annotation, molecular function: RNA polymerase II cis-regulatory region sequence-specific DNA binding; DNA-binding transcription factor activity, RNA polymerase II-specific.